This is a messenger RNA of Malassezia pachydermatis, 411 nucleotides long. RefSeq lists its product as hypothetical. NCBI's taxonomy places the organism in Eukaryota, Fungi, Basidiomycota, Malasseziomycetes, Malasseziales, Malasseziaceae. The record is from RefSeq and is a predicted model, not a curated record. Bases 1 to 411 code for a protein of 136 amino acids. The transcript has 4 exons.
AUGCAGCCAUGGCUGGAACACGAGAUAGCCUGGCAAGAGACGAAGGACUUUCCUCGACAGGCUCUAUGUUGCCGUGACGUGCCCGUGCGACUGAUUGAUGCAUGGGAUGGCUCGGUGGGCACGAAUCUGCAUAUGGCCCUGGACGUCUCACUGAAUGGCUCCGAAGAUGGGGUGGGUGGUCACCAUGGUAUUGUAUCUGCACUAGCUGUCGGAUCAGCACCCAAUAUGCUCAAUGACCAACCUACGCAGUCCUUGGAAGUGAGUGCGUUGGGAACCUUCAGCAACGAAGUUGGCCUUUAUAUUACAGAGCCCGAAUGGCUAUGCAAUAUGAAAGAACGAGGUUUGUCAUACCCUUGGGCCAAAUUUGGUACAGACGCAUCUAUUCCAGGCGAAACACUGGCGCAUCCCUGA